Arachis stenosperma is the source of this 1203-nucleotide messenger RNA. RefSeq lists its product as uncharacterized. The coding region runs from base 1 to 1203 and encodes 400 amino acids. The transcript has a single exon. NCBI's taxonomy places the organism in Eukaryota, Viridiplantae, Streptophyta, Magnoliopsida, Fabales, Fabaceae. Gene Ontology annotation, molecular function: RNA-DNA hybrid ribonuclease activity; nucleic acid binding. The record is from RefSeq and is a predicted model, not a curated record.
AUGGCGUUUGAGUGGACGCCCGCGUGUGAAGAAGCCUUUCGGCACUUCAAGGAAAUCCUGGCGGCACCACCCGUUCUCGGGAAGCCAAAGGACGGAGAACCGCUAUACCUGUACCUCGCCAUAACAAGCGAAGCCCUGGCCGCAGUUCUAGUACGGGAGGACGGGAAAGCUCAACAACCAGUCUAUUUCAUAAGCAGGGCCUUGCAAGGGGCAGAGUUAAGAUAUAGCAAGUUGGAAAAGCUAGCCUUAGCACUUCUAACUUCCUCACGAAGGUUGAAACAAUACUUCCAAAGCCACCAAGUUGUCGUCAGAACGGACCAAGGAAUCCGGCAAGUACUCCAAAAACCCGACCUGGCGGGAAGAAUGAUGACUUGGUCCAUCGAGCUCUCCCAGUAUGACAUACGGUACGAGCCCCGACAAGCCAUUAAGGCACAGGCGAUGGCGGAUUUUCUAGUAGAAGUAACGGGAGAUCCAAGCGAAGAGGUGAGUACACGGUGGAAGCUCCAUGUGGACGGAGCCUCCAACCAGACCUUCGGAGGUGCCGGGAUCAUCCUGGAAAGCCCGGUUGGGGUUGUAUACGAACAGUCGGUCAGAUUCGAGUUUCCCAUCUCAAACAAUCAGGCAGAAUAUGAAGCCCUUAUAGGAGGCUUAACUCUAGCAGCAGAAGUCGGGGCAAGAAGACUAGAAAUAUGCAGUGAUUCCCAGGUCGUCACCUCCCAAGUAAACGGCAGCUACCAAGCCAAGGACCCCUUGCUGCAAAAGUACUUGGAAAAGGUCAGAAGCUUGAGUCAAAAGUUCGAAGAGGUCACAGUCCAUCACGUCCCUAGAGAAAGGAACACACGGGCAGACCUCCUAUCGAAGUUAGCUAGCACAAAGCCGGGAGAAGGGAACCGAUCUCUCAUCCAAGGCAUGACGAGAGAACCAGCAAUCACACUGCACGUGACAAGCCUAAGUUCUUCAUGGCUAGACCCCAUCACCGACUUCCUAGAACACGGCAAACUCCCCAGUGAUGAAAAGGACGCGGCAAAGUUGAGAAGGGAAGCGGCCAAAUAUGCUGUCAUCCAAGGGCAGUUGUUCAGGAAAGGGCUCAACCAACCCCUGCUGAAGUGCUUACACCCCGACCAGACGGACUACGUCCUAAGGGAAGUCCAUGAGGGCUGCUGUGGGCACCACAUAGGGGGCAAGGCCCUAGCGAGGAAAUAA